This is a messenger RNA of Phyllostomus discolor (pale spear-nosed bat), 1453 nucleotides long. RefSeq names its product armadillo repeat containing X-linked 6 (gene ARMCX6). Lineage: Eukaryota; Metazoa; Chordata; Mammalia; Chiroptera; Phyllostomidae. The record is from RefSeq and is a predicted model, not a curated record. Gene Ontology annotation, cellular component: mitochondrion.
UGUCACGUGACCAAGAGCUGCCUAUAGCUGAACUCCUGUUGUCACCUCUGUCUGGAUACCAACCCUCUAUUAUUCUGCAGGAUUCUGAAAGGAGGAAGCUAGCCUCGGACUGUGCAGUUCUUCACUGCCUUUCCAUCUGCCCUUCUGCCAAACUGUCCAUCAAUCACUGUGGAAGGAGCACCGACAACAGAAGACAAGGAAAGAAGAAUUUACCUGGCUUUGGUAGAGAUUCAUUACAAGAGAAAUACAGGAGCCUGGGAGAGGCUGAAGACCACUACUUUCCACAAUUACAGUUGCUGGCCCUAAGAUUCCUCUUCCUUCAGGUGGGAAAAGGCCCUCUCUUGUCCUGUCACAAGGCUGGCACAGACUUGAACAUGGGACGGGCUCAGGAAGUGGGUUGGAUGACAGCAGGACUGAUGAUUGGGGCUGGUGCCUGCUACUGUGUUUACAAACUAACCUUAGGAAGAGAUGACAGAGAGAAAUGGGAGGAGAAGGAAGAGGAAUGGGAAGAUGACCAAGAGCUGGAUGAGGAGGAGCCUGAGAUGUGGUUUGAUUUCACAACUAUGGCUUGGCCCUGGAAUGAGGAUGGGGAUUGGACUGCACCUGGUGGAACCGAGCACAGACCUAUAGGUGGGGUCAAGGCGAAUCGAACGCACCCAAAAAGACAGCAUCCAUUCCCAUAUGAACACAAAAAUACUUGGAGUGCUAAAAGCUUUAAAAUUUUCAGUUGUGCUCUUGAUUUUUUCAAGUGUCCUUUCAUUCAAGGAAACGUUUUUGUUCAGCCCAAGGAUGCUAGUUUUUCAUUUAGCCACAAUAUCAAUCGUCAUUUGGUCAGUGUCUCCAUUGUUGGAAACAUGAUCCCCACUCCCAACCCCACAAUUAAGGAGGCUUUAUGUGCCCUGGAUAAUGUGGAUACCAGUAUGGAAAAUCAGUGUCAGAUUAAGAUGUUCAUCAAUGAAUUGUGCCAGGAAACUGCAUCACAUUGCUGCAACUGAUUUCUGCAGCACAUCGAAUUAAAUUUGUUAAUAAGCAUGACAAUUAUUAAUAACAUGCUUGCCAAGUGCAUAGACCUGAGGUUUCCUUUGAUAUCAGAGGGAAGUGGAUGUGCCGAGGUUCAGGUUUUGAAACUGUUGAUGGGUUUGCCUAAAAAGACAGUCUCAGCAGGGAAAUUGCUGGGUCACCAAAUGCUGCUCUCAUUCAUGUUUCUCUUUAUCAUGAACAGAAAGAGACAGGUUCUUCUGGACACCCUGUCCUCUUAAAUGUCCGCCUUGAACAGAGUGGGACUGAAUCUACCCAAAGCCUGUCUCAUGAAGACACUCUUGUGUUCUCAUUCAAAGACUGCAGUGGGUGCUAUAGAAGAUCCAGCCUUAACCAAUCACCACAUCAUGGUGUGAAAGUUAGACUUGCUAAAUCGAGGAUCAUGCUCUUAUUGGCCUGGGUGGGAUUCCCACAG